CUGAUUGGGGAUAGAUACUGUCGAUACCAAUGCUACAAGAUCGUAUAGUGGUUAAUUCCAACGUCUAACAGAUCAUAUAUCAUAUAUUAUGGUAUGUAUGUGCUAUGAAUAGCAACAUAUAAUAUACUUACGAACCACAACAGCAGAGUUGCUUGCAUGCAGUGUAUCAACAGCUUAAUCUAGGCCAUAUACCGGUAUUUUUGCUAUAGAUAAAAACAUAGAACACACAUCAAACUAUACAUACACAGCAUAGUUACAAAAGGAUGUCAUUUGCGGCGAGACGCUCAAAGAAACCAAAGGCCGUGCGCCGACGGUUCUCCAAUAGCGAUGAUGACGAUGAAAUUCUACCAACACAAGUGAAAAGUACGGAUACAAGUGCUAAAACAAAUACUAAUACUAGUAUGAACACAGAAACAACUACUGUGACGUCUACAGGCACGGAUACUGUGAACAAAAGUAUAGGUAUGAGUAUAGGUGGACAACCUGCGAACGCAGCUACGCAUUCAAGUGUAAGUAUAGGUGGUAGUGGAAGUACGAUAGUGGGCAAGACCAGUGAGGAUAUCAAGGAUGCUGAUUCAGCCAACAGUGUCGCUUUCAAGAAGAGAGCAAAAGGUAGGUGA
Messenger RNA from Sphaeroforma arctica JP610, 620 nucleotides. RefSeq lists its product as hypothetical. NCBI's taxonomy places the organism in Eukaryota, Ichthyosporea, Ichthyophonida. The coding region runs from base 264 to 620 and encodes 118 amino acids. The transcript has a single exon. The record is from RefSeq and is a predicted model, not a curated record.